Messenger RNA from Chironomus riparius, 2832 nucleotides. NCBI's taxonomy places the organism in Eukaryota, Metazoa, Arthropoda, Insecta, Diptera, Chironomidae. The record is from the annotation of a GenBank genome assembly.
CUCUCGUAUCGCUGUUAAUUUAAAGUAAAUUCAUAGAUAAUAAUGCUCAAACUUUUCUUUCAAUUUCUUUCGGCUUUUUAUCGAAUAAUUCUCACUUUUCAUCGCUCAAGUUCGGGCAUUAAGAGAAUGCCAUACAUAAUCUCAUUUAUGCAGAUUGAAAAACGCAGAAUAUUGGAAUCAUUUAUAUUUUAGAUUUUGACAAAGAAAGUACUUUAAGCUCAUGAAAUAUUGAGAGAAGAAAUUUCUUAAAGACUUGUUGUUAAGUGUCUAACCUCAGAGUUGUGGUUUUUAACAGACGAAUUAUGUUGAAGACAGAACAUUUUAUAGCGAUAUUGGUUUUGUGUUUUGUGAGCUGCGAUACUCGCGAAAUUAACUGCCCCGAUUCCACGCGACCACAUAAAACUGAAUGCAAUAAAUAUUUCAAGUGUAUUAAACUUCCUUCCAACUCAUUAACUUGGAUAACUUUAACGUGCCAGGAAGGAUUAAUUUAUGAUAAAAAUUUAAGAUCAUGUGCCAUCCCACCUGAAAAUUGGGACUGUAAUUUGAGUAGUGAAGUGGAUGAUGACGGUACUCAAAGUGGUGAUUCUCAAAAAACUGAAAAUAUUGGUUCUGUCCAAACUGAAGCAAAUAUUGACGAAGAUAGUUAUUUUUUGAGAAAAGAAAGUAAUGAGUUCCUUGAAGUUAUAGAUGGUGAUAAAGAUUUCAGUAAUAUAGAUGCAACAUCAAGAAGUGAAGAUGAUGAAAAUAGUAGUGAAGAUACUUCAGAAUUUAGUGGAGAUGAUGGAUUAUACAAUUUUGUGACUCCAGCUUCCGCUAAUAUGAUUACUACUCAAGUACAGAGAUUAUCACAGUUAGUUCAGAAUAUUCCAAAAACUAAAGGUGAAAUUACGGCUGAUGACAUCAACUCAUACUUAGACAAACAAAAAAUUCAAUCAAAUAUAGCAGACUACAGAUUCAAUUCUAAUGGCAAAACAACAGUGCCUGCAGAUGGAAAAGUGCAUCCAGAAAUUGAAUCGGAAAUAGUAAAUUUUCAAAAUACAUUGAAUGCAAGAUUGACAACAGUUCCAAUGGAAUUUACGACUCCUCGAACAAAGCCAAUUUUCUAUAUUAAUAAGGAACCAAUCACUGAAAUUAAAUUAAAGCAAGGACAAACUUUUGAAGGCAUUGGAACUCAUCAAAUUGUUGUAAAUCGUCCAGAAGGCUCAGUUAUGUUUAAUGUCCCAGCCACAAGUGAUAAUACUAACAAGCAAAAUCAACCAUAUUUAUCUCAAGACAUCCUCAAAACUAUUCUAGAACUAUCGAAGCAAAUGGUCCUACAGAAGACUUCAAGCAACCAAGAAAAUCACCAACAGACACAUCCAAUCUACUAUGCAGUUCCAGUCCCAAUUGUUCCACCACAAAAUAAUGUCCAAAAUUAUUAUGGGCAAUUCCCAAAUCAAACAGUUGCACAUUAUAAUUCAGAUGAAGAAAAUAAUAAUGCAGAUCACGAAACAGCAAACAAUUUAGGUUCUUAUCAAGCACCUCCAUUAAGAAAUAAUCAUAAUCAUCGUCACAAUCACAAAAAUAACCAACAAAUUAAUAAUCAAUACGGCGAGCAAUCUUAUAAUGUAAAGAGUCAACAAGGAAAUUACCAAAACUACGAUUCACAACAAUAUCAACAGUCAUACCCUUUAAAUAAUUAUUCGCCUUACAACAGCAAUUAUCAACAAUAUUACAAUCCGCAGUCCUACUAUCAAUAUUCUGAAAACAAUAGAUACAAUCCAAAUCCACAAAAUAACUUUAAUCAAUAUUCAAAUUAUAAUAAUGGUGCAUAUUACGGAAAUAGACCAUUCGUGAGUGAUUCAUCAGCACCUUUUGUAGAUCACACAUACAAUGUACAAAAGAAUCCAUACCAAAAAGAAAGUUUCUCAUCGCCAUCAGUGUCGUAUGAUAAUGAUGAAUAUGAUGCAUUUAACGAAGAAAGUGAUGAUCAGACCGAGAAACUUGAUUACGACUUAUUAGAGGAUGAAAGUGAGGAAGAAAAGGAAAAGAGUCCAACGGAUGGACUUAUAUGUACUUUUGCAGUUGCAAGACAAGUCAAUAAAACGGAUUGCUUUAGAUAUUAUGUUUGUAAUGCAAAAACUAAGGAAGUGCUUACCUAUACAUGCCCUGAAUUUACAGCAUUUAACGAUCAAACUAAAUACUGCGAUUCAAGUAUGUAUAAGGAAUGUAAAAAGUCGAAAGAACAUUCAUCGGGAAGUUUUAAAAAUAAAAAGUAUUACGCUGAAGCUCAGAAAGCAUUACAACAAGCUAAACGAGAAUCUGAAAAAGUUGAGCGUAUAGCUAAUAUGGUUAAGAAGCAGUCACAGCAAUUAAUGUACAAUAGAAGGAAUCAAGUUCAAAAUAAUUAUGAUCGAGUAGAAAAUUUACCAAACUAUUAUCAGCAGCCACAAAUUCAACAAGCAUCAAUAAUUCAGAGACCUCAACAAACUACGAGAACUCGUCCAAAAAGCACCAAAAGAGUAUCUUUAUCUAAAUCUAGUAAGAGGAAAAGCCGUCCAAAGAAAGUGAAAUGUAUUAGCGAUGGAAACAUACCAGAUCCUGAAGAUGUUUUCUCAUACUGGCACUGCUUCAAAAGCACCGAUGGAAGGAUGAAAAGAAUUCAUAAGAAAUGCAGCUUUAAUCUUAGAUUUUGUUCCGAUUCACGCUACUGCUCGCCAUCAUGCUGAUAAUUUAUUGCAAACUAUUUAUCUAUUUAUUUAUUUGUUCGAGUUAUUGCAUCAAUAAACCAAUUAUCAAAGUAUUACUUAGUGUCUUUACUUCCAUUUCAGAACUUUUAUUGCUACACGUGGU